CAGUCACUCUCCUAAACCACUUGACUUAACAGCGAAAAAGUGGGAAAUUAGCCCAGCCCAUACAGGUCUCUUUUGAAAUCUUGGCCCACAGUUAUCACCUCUUUAUCUCUAUUGUCCUAUAGUCACUCCAACUAUUCGAAGCAAGAUUUCUGGUUAUGCAGAGUGGAAAGUCGAAAGAAAUAAACUGCACUAACAACGGGUUCUUCAGAUAAGGUAGCAAAUUCAACGAUUGUCAAAGAACACGAAGGUCAGGGUAAUAUGGACACUACAGGUCACUAUACGCCAGAGCAUUCCAUACAAACUGAAGACAGCUCGUCUACUGUACCCGACCAUACCACAAACACUGCAGGCGAUGACACUCGGAGACCCCAAGAGUAUUCAGCAUAUGAGGAACUUGUACAUGAGGAACCAAAGGAUUCGUCAUUAGGACUUAGCAAGCAAAUGGGGUUUACUUAUAAAGACCCAGAAACUGAAGAUUUAGACGAGAAUGUUGCUGGUACAAGGAGGACGGAGACACACACAGCCACAACUAUGAGGUCUUCAUUAGGUCCGUACGAGUCAUACGUACUUAAGGGAGCUUCCUCAGGCUCCUCUUCCUCCUCUCUUCGUUCCUUGAAAAACAAUUCUUUAACACAUCUAUCUCGUGAAAAUCCCAGUGAAAAUUCUUCCGUCCCGCACCCAGAGUAUUUACCCGAGGAAACAAGGACGCUCCCUAGUGAUCUAAUUCUGUGUGUAGAAACUCCAGUAGAUGCCUCAGGUAAUGAAUCUUCAGUUGAUGAUGAGAGAGACCUUGACAGCCCUGACCACCCGGAGAUUACAGAUUCAGCAGAAGGUGACCAGGGCAGCUAUAAUGGACGUAGGACCGCCCUGACUCUUUACAUUCAAAGGCAAAAUCUAUCCAAACAUGCGUGUUGUCAUAGGUCUUAUUUGACACAGAACGGCCCUCCUUGCUACCUUUGCUCUAUGUCAGAUAUUCCGCCAAAGUACAAGAGAGAAAAGCCUGGAUGGCAAAAGACUAAAGAGAAAUUUGCGGGUAUGUUUCAAAGUCUAGCAACUUUAGACUUUUCCCACAGAACAAGGGAUUCGCCUUCUCCUCCGGAUAUUGAAGGGAAUACAGUUACUUUCACCUUAAGUAAUGAGAUAUUAACUCAGGAUGUAAACAACUCGACCAGCGAUCCUUAUGUGACGUCUUCAAGCUCAUCCUCUCCCGAAGUGUUGUCAGUAAGUGCAGGCGAAGAAGGCAGAAGUGCCAGCAUCGACGACAUACCCAGAGUUCAUCACCAGGCCAGGGUUUCGCAUCAACAAAGUUACCAAAAUAGGUCGUAUGUAUUGUCAUCGUUGGGCGGCGACCUAGACGUUGUACACUACUCAGAGACCGCACCUACCAUACCCACCCAACACUCACUUUCUCACCUUGACUUAGUGCCUCCACCAUACACGCCACCAACCCCGGGAUCUCUUAUCUCCGGCUUGUCUCAGCAGCAACAACAACAGCUACAGCAAGAUGUACGCACCGUCUCCGAAGUAAAUGGACGUAGCUGUAUCUGCCCCCGAAACCUGCAGCACAAUAUGAUUUACUCUGCCUUGUUAGCCUCUGUGACGGCUGUAGCGGUAUUUGGAUAUGACCAGUCCUUUGUCAUCCUCGUGUGUGCCAUAAUAUUCUUCACAAUCUUCUGCUUCAUGCCGCUCAUCUUUUUAUUGGAAAAUCUACUUCGCUGGAAGACCGAGGUCUUGUUAAGGAAUGCUAUGGGACAACCGACAUCUGAAACUUUAGUCAACCCUGCAUUUUCUAUUCCAAUUCGAUGAUGAUAACACUGUGCUUCUGUUGGUAUUCCUCAGCAGUUAUUGUAUACAGUAUUGUGUUGGUAUUUUGAAGUGACACUAGAAAAUAAUUAUCAAUAUACAGGUACAUGAUUACUCUUAAAUUUAUUAUAACUCACCAAUGCAGAAUAUAAUAUUAUGUGACUCUUUGAGAUGUUAAAAAACUGGUAAUAUCAAGAUCCAAGAUAAAAAUGAUCAUAAUUGUUGUGAACAUAUAAAAUAAACCACAUGUCUGUAUCUUUAAUUUACUGUGCUGUACAGUACGUGGGUUUCACUGGGCCAAAGCUUGUUACAAAUGGGUCUUGAACAGUAUUCAAUUUUUAAUUGGUUUUGGCUUAAUGGACUAAGAUCAAUAUAUUUUUAGUACCUGUACUGUAAUCUCAGUCAGUAUCUAGAAAGACUUCAUGUAUUCAUUUGUUUUUGCAUUUUCUUUUACUUUUUUAAUAAUUUGUUCUGUAGCCGUUACUAUAGCUUUUCAAAUAGCAUUACUGUUAGCGUGUUCUACAAAUACUGUACCUGUGAUACUGCAAUGAAAUAAUUAUUUACCACAAAAACUACUCUAUACGAUUAAAUAAUUUUUAAAAACUUUGUACAGGUUAUACUGUAGUUACAUAAUACUGUACUGUAACUUAUAAAGUAUACAUAGCUCUGGUUGUAAAAUUGAAGUUAAAAGUGAAAUUGAGAGAUUAGCUUCUAUAUUAUGUCAUUCCUACUCCUGUGAACUGGCAUCUUUACACGAAAAAGAUUAGCCUUAACGUACUGUAGUUAUCAGCCAUGAACAGACUCUAAUAAACAUUUUUGCUCUCAUGUGAGGUUGGGAUUUUGCCAGUUAUUUAAGUAUGUAUGAGUAAAGUGAUAUAUAAUACUGAAAAUGACCCGCCUUACUUAAACAGUCACCUUGUUUCGUAUAUGAUCCUUUACUUGCUGUACAAAUAUGUAUUCUCAAUAAAAAAAAGUGUGUAUCGUGUAUAAUUCAUCCAUAAAUACGGCUUCAUUAAUAAAAAGGUUCCAGUAGACUCUCAUGUGUCCACCGCAAUAUAAAACAAAGUUUACAAAAACAAUAAACAGUGGCCUCCCCAUAAGUCAGCAAUGUUUCUGUUGUGCAUAGGCUGCCUUCAGAAUAUAUUAAUUUUCUUAACCUGUAUUUACUAUAUCUAUUUAUGAACUAUA
Molecule: messenger RNA, 2991 nt
Organism: Homarus americanus (American lobster)
Lineage: Eukaryota; Metazoa; Arthropoda; Malacostraca; Decapoda; Nephropidae
Exons: 2
Coding region: 259-1806 (515 amino acids)
Source: RefSeq, a predicted model, not a curated record